Molecule: messenger RNA, 542 nt
Organism: Misgurnus anguillicaudatus (oriental weatherfish)
Lineage: Eukaryota; Metazoa; Chordata; Actinopteri; Cypriniformes; Cobitidae
Product: small integral membrane protein 36-like
Source: RefSeq, a predicted model, not a curated record
UCUCAUCUCAUCUGUGUGAGCGUGUGUUUGUUAAGGGGUUUGUUGUCAGACAAGACUAAAGGUCUGACUGUUCUGCAUUGUCGCUUUGGUCCUCUGGACCCCAUUAAACCGCAGCCAUGAGUUUCAUCGCAGACGAUGUUGAGAUAGACCCGGUCACCCUCAACCUCAUCAUCCUCAUCGCCAGCUAUGUCAUUCUUCUCCUCGUCUUCCUCAUCUCCUGCAUCCUCUACGACUGCCAGGGAAAAGACCCCACGAAGGAGUACGCACCUGACCCUAUGCCCAACCUCAACCCCGCUCCCAUACGGCUGGUGGUCAUGCAAAGCUCGCCCGCCAACGCCCGGUGGGACCAGAACAAGAUGGUGACCACCUACGAACCUCCAGGCGUAGAGAAAAAGAGCACUUUAGUCUGACAGGUGUGAUGGACUGAUAACAGCAGAUGGAUGAACUUUGCACCCAUCAUCUUUUCUAUCUACUGUACAUACAAGCUACUGUACUUUUCAUUUUGUGUAAUUCACCUUUAUUUAGUCAUCAUUUGUAACUUA